AUGAACACCUUGUUCCCAUGGCUGUCGACAUACUUUGAGUCUCUUAUUCCAGGAUCCUUCGCCCUAGGUUUCAACGCUGGACGAGAAACCUGGACUGACCUCAUCUUGCCGCUUCGAUGA
Molecule: messenger RNA, 120 nt
Organism: Colletotrichum costaricense
Lineage: Eukaryota; Fungi; Ascomycota; Sordariomycetes; Glomerellales; Glomerellaceae
Exons: 2
Coding region: 1-120 (39 amino acids)
Source: RefSeq, a predicted model, not a curated record